Molecule: messenger RNA, 498 nt
Organism: Oikopleura dioica
Lineage: Eukaryota; Metazoa; Chordata; Appendicularia; Copelata; Oikopleuridae
Source: the annotation of a GenBank genome assembly
AUGGCGAGCGAAAGCGGAUCCAAAGAGAUUGAAAAGGAGGUUGAGAAAGGUUCUGAAGAGGCAAAAGAUGAAACAGGACGAGUGACGAUUCCUCGUGUUCCACCGGCAAAGCGGCCGCGGAAGCGAAGAUCCGAAAGAAUGAGCAGCAUUUUAUCUGACAACAGAAAGAGCGUUUUACGAGUCACGGGAAAGAAAAAAGCUACAGAGACGCCGGACGCAUUCGGACAUAGAAAGGAAUCGAUUGGGGAGGCAACGCCGUUUUUGACAAAAGCUGGUCGAAUUCCGGGAUUGGGACAGGAUGUUCUCAUGGAUCGGCUGCAUCUACGGGUUGCGAAAAGAGAUGAACAGUGGCGAACUAAAAAUAAAGGCUCCAACAUCUCAAAAGCGAUCCUGGAGAGCUUCAUAAACGACAAGCAGAUGUUUCCCUUGAUUACCGACGUUAAUCGCUCCCUCCCAGAAGUCCCACUACUGCGCGGCACAAAGAAAUCCGAGUCCUAA